Molecule: messenger RNA, 1576 nt
Organism: Astyanax mexicanus (Mexican tetra)
Lineage: Eukaryota; Metazoa; Chordata; Actinopteri; Characiformes; Acestrorhamphidae
Gene: dkk3a
Product: dickkopf WNT signaling pathway inhibitor 3a
Exons: 7
Coding region: 129-1013 (294 amino acids)
Biological process (GO): negative regulation of canonical Wnt signaling pathway; multicellular organism development
Cellular component (GO): extracellular region
Molecular function (GO): receptor antagonist activity; co-receptor binding
Source: RefSeq, a predicted model, not a curated record
GUGCGCGCGCAGACUCUUCUCCUACGUGGUCGCGCCCAUAUUGCUCCGGUGCGCUCGCGGCUCAGAGCCCCCGAGGGCGCAGCUCCAGUUCAUCACAACCCGUCAGCGAGGCGCGCGCGCAAGAAAAGAUGCAUGUGCUCGAGCUGAGCGUGCUCGUGGCGGUCGCCGGAGCCAUUGUAACCCCGAAUGUGGUGCACGAGGAGCUAAACGGUACGGUGGAGGCGGAUGGAGCGCGAGGACAGACGGCGCUGGGCGACAUGUUCCGCGAGGUGGAGGAGCUAAUGGAGGACACGCAGCACCGGCUGGAGGACACGGUGCACCAGAUGGACAAUGAGAGUGCAAAAUCCAGCCAGCCUGCUCAGAACCUCACCUCCAAUUACAGCAGCGACAGCAGUUCAGACACUGUGCUCGGAAAUCAAUCCGCUCCCGCCGAGGAGAAGAUCGAUAAGAUAACAGAGAACAGAACCGAAGAGCUCCGCGUCACCAGAACCACUGCUCUGACGAAUGGCAAGGAAAACGACACUGCUCAUGAGUGCAUCAUUGAUGAGGACUGUGAGAAGGGCACAUACUGUCUGUACGAGGCGGCGCACUCUGAAUGUCUGGACUGUAAGGAUGUGGAUGCGACCUGCACUAAAGACGUAGAGUGCUGUGACGGACAGCUCUGUGUGUGGGGACAGUGCACCAAGAACGCCACCAAAGGUGAACCGGGCACCAUCUGCGAAUACCAAAGCAACUGCAGCGGCGACCUGUGCUGCGCUUUCCACAAAGCUCUGCUCUUCCCAGUGUGCAUCACUAAGCCAACCGAGCAUCAGCGCUGCAUUAUCGCAGCCAGUCAUCUAAUGGAGCUGCUAUCAUGGGAUUUGGAGGGCGAGGGGCCGACAGAUCACUGCCCCUGUGCUGGGGACCUACAGUGCCAAAAUCAGGGACGUGGCGCUUUGUGUUUCAAAAGCCAGAGCUCUAGUGAAGAAGACGAGACGGACGCCAUAUACUCUGAGAUCGACUACAUCCUCUGAGCUGGAGACAGAAGGAAGCUUCCCGGUAGAAGAAUCAAUGCCACUGUCAGAGGGAUAGUAGUGAUCCUCCAGUUAUCAUUGCAGUCUGCAGUCUACUGAACCUCAGUACUUCAUUACCUUUAGUCUUUAGCGGUGGGUGAGCUGAGCCACUUUAUAGGAAUUCAGUACUUAAACCCAGAUCAGCCAUCAUAAGCGUAUAAAGCUAUAAAGCUCCAGUCUGAUCUCCAUGUCGUGCUUCAUGAUGCAGUGCUUAACAACUUAUGUACAAGACAAGACCAUGGCUACAGCAGUAGAUCUCAGUAUGGCUUGUGCCCAUGUGUAAAGAGCCCUGUAAGUCAGAGUGAGAAAAGCAGUCUAUCGGCAGAGUGUAAAGAUGUACAGUAUAUAUGAAUAAGGCUACACAGCUGGACGGGUGCUAUGCAGAAUGUAAUACUCUCAUUUAUGACCACCGAUUGGCCUGGUUAGCCUUUAGCUCCUCAAAGCAGAACUCGUACAGAUAAGCUGUCUCAAAGCUGUGAACUGGAAACCUGCAUAAGAUAAUAAAAAUGUGAAAAGUGUUACAA